UUCACAAUGAUAUUGGAUGUUAAUCAGAUAAUUCUUAUGAUUAGUAAAACAAAUUGAAUAUAUAUGUCAUGAAACUCAUUUGAAGUUGUACUCAUCCGUUGAUCAUGGCUCCUAAACUCGGUUACUGGAAAAUCAGAGGCGUGAGUGUUUUGUUUUUAAGUUCUGCUUUUACACUUCUCCAAUACAUUUUCCACUCAAAGAUAUAUCUUCGAGUUAAACAAGAGUCAUUUAUUCGUACCAGGCCUAAGACAAAAAAUAUCCUUCUCCAUGAAUUAAAGAAAACCAGUUUAGACCUCAUGUUCCCCCAAAAUUCGUCGAGAUCCUUUCAGUUUCUUCUGAAGCCCAACUUUGUUGUUUAAAGUUUAUAUGAAAAAUAUUUGGAUUUCAUGUUAUAACUUGCUGUUCGUUGUACUGUCACAGUACUGUGAUAUGUUUCUUAAUAUCAACCUCUGUAUUUGUUUGGAAAUGUUCCAACCUGUAGAGAGUUUCAGUUUGGAAAGGACAAUGCUUGAUGGCCUGUGUUAGUCCUGGCAAUCUUGUACAACCGACUCGUCUUCUUUUGGAAUAUGUUGGCGAAGUAUAUGAAGAGCGUUUGUAUGAUCGCAAUGAUGGUGAUGUCUGGCGAAACGAAAAGUUCAAUUUAGGUCUGGAAUUUCCUAAUCUACCUUAUUAUAUUGAUGGUGAUGUUAAAUUAACACAGUCUAUGGCUAUUUUACGUUAUAUAGCUGAUAAACACAAUAUGUUGGGUGGUUGUCCCAAAGAACGUGCAGAAAUUUCUAUGCUUGAGGGAGCCGUUUUGGAUAUCAGACUUGGUGUUUCAAGAAUUGCAUAUAAUAAAGAAUUUGUAAGAUAGACUUUAAAUUCAUUUAUUUCAAGGAAACUCUCAAAGUUGGUUUUCUCAACCAACUCCCUGGAAUGCUGAAAAUGUUUGAAAAUCGUUUAUCUCACAAAAUAUAUUUGAAUGGUGAUAAUGUGACUCAUGUUGACUUCAUGCUGUACGACGCUCUUGAUGUAGUUUUAUACAUGGACCCAAAGUGCUUGGAUGCAUUUCCAAAACUAAUUAGUUUCAAACAGCGUAUAGAAAAUUUACCACCAAUCAAGAACUACCUGAAUUCUGACAGGCACAUAAAAUGGCCUCUGCAAGGCUGGUCCGCCAUUUUUGGUGGUGGAGAUGCUCCUCCAAAAUAAAUUAACAAUGACUCUUUUUGGUGAACAUUAUUGAAUGCUUUUUAUAUGUGUGUUUACUAAAUAAAAAGUACUGAUGAAA
Molecule: messenger RNA, 1267 nt
Organism: Schistosoma haematobium
Lineage: Eukaryota; Metazoa; Platyhelminthes; Trematoda; Strigeidida; Schistosomatidae
Product: Glutathione S-transferase Mu 4, variant 2
Exons: 8
Coding region: 512-853 (113 amino acids)
Biological process (GO): glutathione metabolic process
Molecular function (GO): glutathione transferase activity
Source: RefSeq, a predicted model, not a curated record